UUGCUGAAAUUGGUUUUUCCAAAAUUCACAGCUAGAGCUAGAGCUCCUGUGGCAUGAACCAACAUGGAGAAACUCAGAAAGUGGAGCGCAAGCUGGCAUGGAGGAUCAUUCAAUGCUGUGGCAAUUGAGCAUCUAGAUCGCUUUGCUACAUAACGUCCUAGGACAGCAAGCCCACCUAUGCAAGAACGGUGAUUCACAUAGAAGAAGUAGCAUCCAAGAUGAUCUGACGGUGCAUUGAAAGUUUUUUCAACAGAGCCCUCAUAAUGGCGACGAGCUCUUGCACGAUACAUUCUUGCACAAACGGGAGCUUGCUAAGAGAAUCGUUUCGCAGCAGCCAAUCUGGUGGACUCUCGGGCUUCCAGUCGACGUUCCUUCCUGGAUCCCCUCUCUUCCAGGGCCGAAAUCCAAAUGCAAAGCGUCCAGGACAUGAAAGAGUCUUGAAGCGGCCAGCAUAUUCUGCUCCCUCAGAUGACCUCAGCAACUUUUCUGCCACUACGCGGCGCCAUGUUUGCGCUUCUAUUAGAGCACACUCUUAUGACACCAUCGCUUCCCCCUCAUCCAUUCCUCAAUCCGAUGCCACAUCUAGAGAGAGGGACGCCUCUCCCUUCUCCAGUCCCACUCCCAGACACUCCAGAGCCGCAAUUAGACGCGGGAGCAUAAUCUGCCGGGUGAUGGGGAUGGCCACAGCGCAGCUGAAGGGCCUCCAGGACAACAUCUUCAUUCGGCACAGCGACGAUGACUGCUGGGUGUGUGGAGCAGACACGGGUCCUCUCUGGGGCCUAACUUUUGCGCUUAAGGACAUGUACGAUGUCCAGGGCGUACCGACCGGGUUCGGCAGCCCGACGUGGCGCAAGACGCACGCGGUGCCGAAAAAGUCGGCCCCAAUUGUUGACGCACUCUUGAAUGCGGGUGCGACCCUCCUCGGCAAGACAGUGAUGGACGAAAUGGCCUUCAGCCUCACUGGUGUGAACGCCCACUACGGCACUCCAGUUAACCCUGCGGCGCCUGGGAGAAUUCCAGGGGGUUCGUCCUCAGGCUCUGCCGCAGCCGUGGCAGCAAAGCUGGUGGACUUUGCAAUUGGCAGCGACACGGCAGGUUCGAUCAGAGUGCCCGCCAGCCACUGCGGCGUCCUGGGAAUGCGGCCGAGCCAUGGGCGUAUUUCGAUGGAAGGGGCGCGACCCCUCCAGCCUACUCUAGAUGCAGUUGGCUGGUUCGCAAAUGACCCCCACAUCUUCCGUUCCGUCGGAGAGGUCCUCCUGAGCGGAACGUGCCUACUGGAGGAGCGGAACUCGGCGGAACCUACAAGCUCUCCGGCCGGAACGUCAGGCAACGGAAAGCCCCGGCCGGAACGGAAGCUGAAACGGUGGCUGGUAGCCACGGACGCAUUCACACUGGCAGACGAAGCAGCUGCGAAGGCAAUCUACGACGAACUGUUGCCGCAUAUGAGCGCGCUUUGCGAGAUGCUGAGUUCUCCGGAGGAGAUUACGGUAGCGACGGAAGAGGGGGGCUUGGCAAAGUGGAUGGAGCACGCACGGACGAUACAGCUGUACGAGGCCUGGCAGCAGCACGGGGAGUGGAUUCGGACGGAGGACCCGAAGCUGGGCCCGGGCGUCCGGGAACGCUUUGCGGCCGCGUCCGAAGUGUCCGAGGAGCAGUGGCGGGAAGCGACGGCUGCCAGGGAAAGGUUCUCGGACCACAUGCGGACGCUGCUCGCGGACGGCGCCGUCCUGAUGGUGCCCAGCGCCCCGGGCAUCGCCCCCUUGAAAAAAGCGCACGCAGAAGAACUAGAGGCGUACCGGAGCCGCAUUCUGCAGCUGUCCGUCAUCGCGGGGCCGUCCGGUUUGCCGCAGGUAAACCUCCCCAUUGCUGAAGUGGACGGCUGUCCCGUGGGCCUCGGGAUCAUCGGGCCACGUGGCUGGGACGAGGAGUUGCUUGACUUGACCGUACAGAUAAUGGAGUUGGUACGCGUGAGAAAACCGUCACCGUCACUUGGUGCGGACUUCGAAAAGUUCGUCGUGCCUCCGGAUCCGUGAUGUGCAAUCGUCGGGUGGAUUCGUACUCCUCGGAAUCUAGGCUUUCACUGCAGAAGUGACUCUACGCAAGCUACCGUACGAAUCUGGUUGGCUGUGUGAGGGGCAGGCGGGGUGGCUCUUUUAGGCACCCGAAACGCCUGUCUUUUCUAACUCCAGUGAGGCAAAGACGAAUACAUCACGAUCUGAUGCAGUCAAGCAUGCAAGAAGCGGACCAACUUGCGCAAUAGACUUCAAAUUCAUUUGUGGCAGUCGGGCCCACACUCGCCGGCGCGUGCAUGCACGUAUUGGAAGCACUGACGCCUGGCCGCAUGCGACCAUGAAUCGUUCUCCUGAUAGUUGCGACAGCGUGAAAGAGCCGGGAGCCUAGCCUAGCAACAGCUGAACACUUCGCGUCAAAUUGGUGGAAUUGUGCAUGAUGCUGCACAUUUAGGGGCGGCUUGACUGACACUCGCAGCUACGAG
Molecule: messenger RNA, 2494 nt
Organism: Klebsormidium nitens
Lineage: Eukaryota; Viridiplantae; Streptophyta; Klebsormidiophyceae; Klebsormidiales; Klebsormidiaceae
Source: the annotation of a GenBank genome assembly